Messenger RNA from Poecile atricapillus (Black-capped chickadee), 2458 nucleotides. It is a transcript of the gene FAXDC2, whose product is annotated as fatty acid hydroxylase domain containing 2. Bases 480 to 1475 code for a protein of 331 amino acids. The transcript has 11 exons. Gene Ontology annotation, molecular function: C-4 methylsterol oxidase activity; iron ion binding. The record is from RefSeq and is a predicted model, not a curated record. Lineage: Eukaryota; Metazoa; Chordata; Aves; Passeriformes; Paridae. Gene Ontology annotation, biological process: sterol biosynthetic process.
GUACAGCAAUGAAAAAACUUACCUGCAGAGAUGUAUUCCACGUGCUUAACUGAGUAACAGCAUGCACAUUCACAUGGGGAACACUGCCAGCACUAACAGUGACAUGGCACUGGCUUCACAUGACUUGUCUGGGAGGGGACAGGCAGCUCCUGCUUGGAAACACCCCUGUUGCCCGGCCUAAACCCUCAUAAAGUUUCAACAGCAGUAGUGAAAAGUGAGGAGUUGAACUCUGGGCUCUGAAUAGACACAAAGGACCUCUCCUAAGCUACCAUCAGCAGGAGUCCACUGUCAGCUUUUCUAGGAACAGGGCUUCCCCUGAAACUGUGCAGUGCUUGGUAGGACAUCAAACACCACGUCUGGUCCUGUGUCUGUUCACAUGGAGAGUGGCUGAUAUGCAGCUGUUCAGGUGACCAGUUUAUUCCACCUUUCUGAAACGCUGCAAGAAGAGUACUCCCAAGAGGCUUCCCUCUGUCAUCAAGAUGGAAACAGAUUCUGGAUAUUCCUCCACUGCUGAGCUGCAGAAGCAGGGAAAGAAGCUCUCAGAUGCCUUGAGGAUCAGUGCCUACGUCUUCAGUACAGGCCUGCUCAUGUUCACUGCCUUAGUGAACUCUUGCUCUUGGUUUAUGCAGAAUAUAAAUUUAGGCAAUUUCUGGCAAACAGUAUGGUUGGAGUUCUACGACUAUAUGGAGGGAGAUGAGUGGACAAUCUUCCUCAUUGGGGCUGCAUUGGUGCCUGCACUUGCUUUCUGGGGCUUCAAUGGAAUCCUUCUGGUGGCUGAUAUAACAGGAAAGCCAACUUUUAUUACUCGCUAUCGCAUUCAGCUGGGCAAGAAUGAUCCUGUGGACACAAAGAAACUGUUCAAAGCCAUCUACACAGUGCUGGGUAAUCAGUUCUUUAUCUCCUUUCCCAUGCUUGUGCCCAUGUUCUACGUCAUGAAAUGGUGGGACAACACCUUCAGCAAGGAGUUACCAACCUUCCAGUGGUUUCUUGUGGAGCUAAGCAUUUUUACUGUAGUAGAGGAAAUUCUCUUCUAUUAUACACACAGGCUUGGUCACCACCCAGUGCUGUAUAAGCACAUUCACAAGAAGCACCACGAGUGGACAGCCCCCAUCGGUUUGGUCUCCAUUUAUGCUCACCCAAUAGAACACAUAGUCUCCAACACUCUGCCUGUCAUGACUGGCCCGAUGAUCAUGGGAUCUCAUAUUGUUUCCGUUUCAGCAUGGUUUUCCAUUGCUCUUGUAACAACAAGCAUUUCUCACUGUGGCUACCACCUGCCCCUCCUGCCAUCUCCAGAGUUCCACGACUUCCACCACCUCAAGUUCAACCAGUGCUAUGGAGUGCUGGGAGUGCUGGAUUUUCUGCAUGGCACAGACAAAAUAUUCAGACAAACCAAAGCCUUUGAGAGACACAAGAUCCUACUCGGCCUCACGCCGCUCUCUGAAAGCAUCCCUGAGCCACCCAAGAAAGUUGAGUGAACCAGCCCAGCACCUCUUGCCCAGCCUGCUGAUGAGCAGACAGAGACAAUGAUUUAUGCCAAAUAGUAUUUUAAUCAGGAAACAAGUUCUUGUGCACACAUAAAACAUAAAACUGAAGUUAAAUAUGCUGCUUGAAAUGACUGCACUUUUGCUGCCACUGUUUUCUAUCUAAGACACUCACAAAAAAACUGCUCUAGAAGUCUAUUUUUAAGAUUCAAUGGUUUAUUUCUCUGUUACCUGCACUGUCCCUUGGUUCCAGUUGCCUGUGUAUGAGCCAGGUGUAUUCUGGGCCACACGACUCAGGGUUCUCACUAUUAAGGUUUUAGCACCAGACUCUGCAGGUGAGGAUUUGGCCUCUCUUGUCAGCACUCACUCUAAAGAAACAUCAGUCACUCCAUCUAUGUGUGCAGAGCACCUGGGACACAGGCUGCAACCCUGUGGAACAUCACUGGGGCCACAGCUUUAGAAACACUCCCCUGCACAUGCAACAAGGGCCUGAGUUCUUGUUCAGUUGCAGUUGUUACGCACAGGAGGGGGGUACAGUGCUGAACUGGGGCUGCCACAGCCUCAGCACUGCUCCACAGACAGCUGCAGACAAGGGGAGUUUCCCCUUGUGGGACAGGAAAGCAGAGCUGGGAGCUGAUGUGCUUCAUGGCAUCACCUCCUGCUGAGCCUCCCCUUGCUGCGAGACAACCAAAAUUCUGAUAAAUUACAGAGAUUUUCCAAGGAAAGCAGAGUCCCUGCUGUCCUGAGCCGUGCUGAGAUUAAGGAACCCCUCUAAGAAAGGACCCAAGCAAGCAGCCCCCAGAACAAUGUGCACAUUCCCAAGUACCCACAGACCAUCCAAGACGUACUGUGAAUCCUCUCAAGGAUCUUCCCAAGUCUCAGUCCUGGCUGGGGGCCUGGAACAAAACCACCUCAUUUCUCCCCAGUAGAGCAGCCCCUCGAGGAACAGGCACACAGGUUUGAGCUGUGCUGCACUG